AUGUUGAGCAAAGAAAGAACGCAAGCAACAGCAGAAAAUCUCAACGCCAUCUUCGUCGGGUCGGUCGGGUUGCGAGCGCAGAAUCUUGUUGCACUAAUCCACUUCGGCUCGCGGAUUGCUGCGAUUAAAAUCGGUUUUUGUUACGUUUUUUCAUCAAAUUUCAAAGUUUAAAAUGUGAAUGUUUUUCGAAAGUUCGUAAAUCUACCAAAUCGAAUAUCGGUUGGGUGGUGCAUUGGCGUCCUUAUCUGUGUGCUGUGUUUUCUUGUUUUGGCUUGAGAUAAAAAACAAGUUCCGAAGCAACGACAAGUUGUGCAUAGUGUUUGAUUCGGAUAUCGCUUGCUUGGUUGGGGUAACAAAAUCGAAGUGCGUGAAGGCGGAAGUGAAGAAAGAACUAGCUCAACAAAGUAAAAAUUGUAGUGCCUUAUCGAUCUCGUUGCGAGUUCUAAGAAGUUCCUAUCUAUUGUGGUGAUAAAACGUGAAUAUAAAAAUUUCAAAUUUUCGACUUCGUAAAAAGGGUGGAGCAGUGUAGAAGUGAAACAAGAAGAAGUUGCAUGCAAAUUGCCCCGCAUACUGAGUUUCGUUUGGAGCCGUAAGAAGAAGCAGCAUCUUAGCAAGCGGAGCAAAUAUAAAACAACAACAGCGCACUUGGAUUUACUGGAAGAAUAAAAAAUUCUCAAUCGGAUUGCUUUGUUAGCCGGUGGGAAACUCCACUCAGGCGGAAUAAAGAAAAAAUCUAAUUAAACCCUGACGAGUUCGGAUCUGAGAUCGUUUUGCUCGGCUCCUUUCCCUCAUCCACGUUCCUCUCGGCCGUGGGUAUCUCCGAUCAGAAUCAUUCGCUUGAACCGAGAAAAAUCAGGGAGAAGAAAAGUCAAUCCAAGUAACCCGCAGCAGCAGCAGCGGCAGCAGAACACACCGUCCAGAUGACGGCGAAUAAAGAGGUCUAUCACGAAGGCUGGCUGAUCAAAUCGCCUCCGACGAAGCGAAUCUGGCGAGCGCGAUGGCGACGUCGUUGGUUCACGCUGAAGCAGGGCGAGCUGCCGGGUCAGUAUGUGUUGGAGUACUACACGGACCGCAAGUGCCGGAAGCUGAAGGGAAUCAUCGAUCUGGACCAGUGCGAACAGGUGGACGCCGGAUUGCGGUUGGACCGACAGAAGGAGAAAUAUGCCCACAUGUUCGACGUGAAAACUCCCACGAGAACUUACUAUCUGGCGGCGGACACCGAGGAAGACAUGCGCGGAUGGGUUAGCUGCAUAUGCCAGGUGUGUCAGUUGCAGGAGACGCAGACUAAUGAGGAAGCGAGGCCGUACUACAACAUCAGUGCGAUCAAUACGGGCGAUGCGACAAACAUGGCAACGGAUGUUCCUGGACAUGGUGAUCAGCAACAGUUCCAGCAAGAACAUUCAAAUGAUACCGAUGUGUCGUUUCUGAACCACUCGUCCCUAGGAGAGGUUCAUGAAGUUCAGCCUCAGCCGAGACAAUCGCUAAUGUCAGGAUACAACCCAUAUGGAACGUACCAGAACGAAGAGAUGCUGAACUUCCGUGCCUCGGAGUACAGCAACAGGGAAACUAUCAUCAGUGAUUCCAAAUUGAGCCAAAAUCAUUCAGCUGUAAGGAAUAACAGCGUAGAGGCCUACUCGAACUUAGGUACAAUCGAACGGUCCCAAUCGCUCCGAGGUAAGCCAUCUACCCCUGAAAAACCUGCUUCCGCGCCAAUUCCAGUUGGGAAUCAUAUGCGAACUCAAUCUCUUAACACUGAUCAAAAAACCAUAGCUUCCGUUGUGGCGAACAGUGUAAAGAAGAUACCCGAAAACUUAAAGCUGAGCGAUCGGAUGACCGCCGCCGGAGGCUUCGAAAGUGGAACCGAACAACCUUCUCCAGCGCUAAGCACUUCCUCCGGUCCCUACAUUCCGAUUCACGAAUGCUUCUCCGGUAGUCCGAUGCUGCAUUCGCCAAUCACCCCACUCAACUCGUUGGAUCCUCGAUUCUACGACACCCCCCGAAGUCAUCCCAGUUCCGGGUUUAAUCUUAUCAGCACCGAGCAACCGUACUCUCCGAAACGUAGCAACGUCAGCGGAUCCGUUCCUCAAGCCAACGCCAACAAAACAAUCCGGAGCGGAAAAUCCAGCCCGUCGGAUUCGGAAAGCGUCUUCACGGAUGACGAGAGUGCUGCGCCGGCUGCGUCGGAUACCCCGCGGACGAAGGAUCGCAACACCCGGCCGUCGGAUAGUUCCAUCGAGAACGAUGCCAUCGGGUGGACGUACGUGCAGCGAUUCGCCCGGGUUUCGCAAGAUGACCACUCCAAGGCAGCUGCUGCAGGAUUGCCACCGACCGCAGCUCCACCCAGACCACCAAAGAGAACUAGCCUGAUUUUGGACAGUAUUGAAAAGCACAAAGAAAUCCAAUCUUCGGACACGGAAAACGCUUCCCCGGCAAUUGGCCCGAAAGAUGCUACUUCGUGCAUAGAGCAAUUCUACGACAUCCCCCGUUCGCACCAACCCGGCCAGUAUCCGGGCGGAAGCAGCAUGAUGCACCUCCCGGACACGGAUCUACUUUCGCCGCUUAGUCAGUGUGACCUGAUCGCUUCCAGCACGCCCAAUUUGAUGGUGAGCAGCGAGAAUCCGAAUGGGAGCCAAUGCGGAACGCUGGGCCGCGGGACGCUUCGACCGCAUUGCUACACCAAUGCCGCACCGCAACGCGUCGAGGGCAACGUGUUUCGGUUCGAUUUUAGCGAACAGGGUGACGCACCGGCAAUCAAUCGAAAUUUGAAACCAAAAUCGACCGUCGACAUUACCAAAUCUAUCGAAAGCGUUAGCCAAACGAUGAAGCAGGUCAGUUUAACUCCGGCGAUGGUCAAUGUUCCGACCACGCCGGCCUUGAAGAAUCCGCCCCCUACGGUGGAUCGAACGAGGAAGCCAACCACUCCGCAGAUUGGCACAAACUCAAUGCGACGCAAGGGAGGACCCAUGUCUCUCAAUAUUCAAAAUCACAAAGAGAAUGUGUACGGAAACACGCAGGAACACAGCAUGCAGCAUCUAUCAGGCAUUUCGCCGCGUACACCCGGUAAAACCGACGACCGUCUGCAGUACCUCGAUCUGGAUCAUUCGAACAGCCCUCAAAAGUCCUCCAAUCACCAUCAUCAUCACCACGGUGGCAUCGGUAGUGGUCAGUCGGCAGGCUCACACCAAAUCGGUAGCAACGGUAUGGGUGGAUCCAGCAGUCUUGCUCCGCCGCCAGUUGCUCGCACACCGUACACAACGGUUGACUUCGUAAAAACUGACGCUCUGAAUCGAAUCCGUGAGGAUUCGGAGGCCAAUCGCAAGCUUAAGGACUAACUCCCCGGGGAAUGUAAGUACCUUCCGGAGAGUAAUUGGCUAUCGAAUUUGAACGCACAAUCGAGAACGCAUAUUCCUAUCUACUUCUAAAUCCUAUCUUCUAAAAGUGCAAUUAACAAUGCCUUAUUAUACGUAAUCGAAACAAAUGUUUUAAGGUAGUAGUAGCUCGAAUGCACCGAUUUUCACAAUUAUUUUUCAUAAUCAAGAUUAGAUGAAUUAGAUUUCUGUGAUUUCGAGAGAAACAAACGCACAAGCAUGCGCGUUUCUGAAAAAAAAAAAACGAAACGAACACCGACGUGAGUCGGGCAAAAAAUAUCAUAAACAGGACGCGAGCGCACAAAGUGAAGCGAACAAGUAUUUCUUUAGAAAAAAAAACUAGAACGUAAAAGUUUAGCAAAUGAGAAUCAGUGGUGAAAGUUUUAUAACGUAUUCGAUUUUAACCGACCCACAAUAUGAUGAAACAGUAUAGUUUUCAAUUCUACCAAAACUAGGAAAUUGGCUUUCAAUUGCACGUUUUGGAAGCUUUCAUUAUAUUGUCGUUUGAUUGUGUUUCGCAGUUUUAACAAAAUUACUAGGCAUGCGUUGAUGUUUAGAUAACCCUUCCAGUAUCAUCUACGGUUGAAAAUACAUAGAUGCAAAAGAAAUAUGUAAUUCCCUUAGACCCAAUUUUAUAGUUACACUUUACUUGGUUUUAUUAAGAAAAAACAUCUAUGAGAUAACGAUGAAAAAGUUGAUGGUGAGAAGGGAUAUUAUUUUAGUAAUGAAUGACCAUUGUUAGCUGAUACUCAUUUAUGUCAAACGAUAUAUGCACGUACAUACAACAUUUCAAUAGAUGAUAACUUAACCCUA
Messenger RNA from Aedes albopictus (Asian tiger mosquito), 4181 nucleotides. It is a transcript of the gene dos, whose product is annotated as protein daughter of sevenless. Lineage: Eukaryota; Metazoa; Arthropoda; Insecta; Diptera; Culicidae. Gene Ontology annotation, biological process: signal transduction. The record is from RefSeq and is a predicted model, not a curated record. Gene Ontology annotation, cellular component: cytoplasm. The transcript has 7 exons. Gene Ontology annotation, molecular function: signaling adaptor activity. The coding region runs from base 921 to 3332 and encodes 803 amino acids.